This is a messenger RNA of Strongyloides ratti, 492 nucleotides long. Its product is annotated as Eukaryotic translation initiation factor 5A. The transcript has 2 exons. The record is from RefSeq and is a predicted model, not a curated record. Gene Ontology annotation, biological process: positive regulation of translational elongation; positive regulation of translational termination. Bases 1 to 492 code for a protein of 163 amino acids. Gene Ontology annotation, molecular function: translation elongation factor activity; RNA binding; ribosome binding. NCBI's taxonomy places the organism in Eukaryota, Metazoa, Nematoda, Chromadorea, Rhabditida, Strongyloididae.
AUGUCUGACUUCAACGACGACCAUGAUUUUGCAACUGGAGAGGCUUCAGCCUCAGCAACUUAUCCAAAACAAUGCUCUGCUUUGAGAAAGGGUGAGUUUGUUAUGAUCCGUGGGAGACCAUGCAAGAUCGUCGAUAUGAGUACAUCAAAAACCGGAAAACAUGGUCACGCUAAAGUUAACUUGGCUGCUCUUGAUAUAUUUACUGGAAAAAAACUUGAAGACAUCUGUCCAUCUACCCAUAAUAUGGACUGUCCAGUUGUUAAAAGAAAAGAAUACCAACUUCUUGCUAUCAAUGAAGAUGAUGGAUUUGUAUCUUUGAUGGAUCUUGAGACCUGUGACACUAAGGAUGACCUUAGACUUCCAGAAGGAGAAGUUGGCGAUCAAAUCAAGGCUGCUUUCGAAAAGGACGAAGCUGGUAUAAUUUGUUGUGUUGUUUCUGCCUGUGGAGAAGAGGCUAUUCUUUCUUGGAAACCAAUGUCUUCAAAGGAAUAA